CGCGAAGCAACACGUGUGAAACAUAAACAGCUGUUUACGCCGCUUAAUUUUCUAUAGGAAGCAAAACAAGAAAGUUCAUAAAAUAAAUAUCUAAAAUGUCUGCGAAUAAGCAAAAGAAAUUAAAUACAAUGGAAGUAGACCCCAAUGAGGAGGACUCCAGUUCUAGCGAAGAUGACGAUGACGACGAACCGCACCCAGAUGCUUACAGAGGCAACGAGGAGGUGCAAAUCGACUUCGAGGGUCGUGCUCCGGUGGAUCCCGAUGCCCAGGGUAUCUCCCAGCUACUGCAGCGUUUGUUCCUGCGUGCCCAUAUCAAUUGCAAUCAAAUGGCGGAUCUGAUCAUUGCUCAAAACUACGUGGGCAGUGUGAUCUGCCAAUGCGAAGAUGAGGGCGCCGAGAGCGAAACGGAUGACGACAACAUGGUCGAGGAUGGAACUGUGUUUGGUAUCACCUCCGUGCUGAAUUUGACCGCCAAGAAGGAUCAACCCAGCAUCGCCCAGUUGAGAACCUACUUGCUCGAUCGCGCAAAGUCGCACGCCUCAGCGCAAGUGCAGCAGAAGCUCAAGGAGAUCCUGGAUAACGAGCAGCACCACGUGGGAUUCCUGGUCAACGAGCGGUUUAUAAACAUCCCCGCCCAGAUCUCCGUGCCACUUCUGCAGAACUUGCAACUAGAAAUCGACGCCGCCAAGGCAAAGAAAAUGAAGUUUGACUUUGGCACUCUGCUGCUCCUGGUUAAAUUCUACAGGAAGGAAGCCAAGAAAGGAAAGCCUGCCGAGGACAACUACACGAAUGCCGAGGAUGAGUUGCUGUCGGAUCGGGCCAAGUUCUCCUUUGAAUAUUCCGUAGCCUCUGAAACAGACUCGGGGAUGUCUGGAGAUUGGCUGGAAGGCGAUGCUGUGAUGACGCCCUACAGGAAGCUCCUGGUUCUGGAAGCCAAACAGUUGCCACAGCUAAUUGACGACAUACAGAGAUUUAUUAAUGGAGAAUAAAUGCUUUUCUGUUUUAAGAA
Drosophila ficusphila is the source of this 1009-nucleotide messenger RNA. RefSeq names its product protein BCCIP homolog. Gene Ontology annotation, cellular component: nucleus. NCBI's taxonomy places the organism in Eukaryota, Metazoa, Arthropoda, Insecta, Diptera, Drosophilidae. Bases 96 to 989 code for a protein of 297 amino acids. The transcript is spliced from 3 exons. The record is from RefSeq and is a predicted model, not a curated record.